Messenger RNA from Bradysia coprophila, 2579 nucleotides. It is a transcript of the gene w, whose product is annotated as eye pigment precursor family transporter white. Gene Ontology annotation, biological process: transmembrane transport. NCBI's taxonomy places the organism in Eukaryota, Metazoa, Arthropoda, Insecta, Diptera, Sciaridae. Gene Ontology annotation, molecular function: ABC-type transporter activity; ATP binding; ATP hydrolysis activity. Gene Ontology annotation, cellular component: plasma membrane; cytoplasmic vesicle membrane. The record is from RefSeq and is a predicted model, not a curated record.
GUAUAAAGUAACGCACAUGCAUAACAUCGGGAAAUGUACAUGGAAUCAUUAAUUUACAUACGAUGUACAACAUCAGUUGGAAUUUGAACGUUGUCUCGGUAUAACAGUUGGUUGCUUCUUAGCGGAUGUGUCUUUAUCUUUAUUUUUGGUCUAGUGCAAAUAGUAGAAAGGUGAAUUGAAAUCACUUUUCAGACUUCUGAAAUGUUUGAAUUAGAUUAAUCCGAGAUUAAUUUAUUAUAAUCACAAACAAACGCUGCGGAAAACGUCUCAAUAAACAUUACACACAGAUUGUAUAAUGUGAACGGUGAACAUCGUAAACUGAAUUUUUUUGUGAAAAUUAAAAAGAAAUUCGACCAAUUUUCAUUGAAGAUUACUUUUAAGCGAAAUGUGUGAUAUUUUCGUCUGAUAUCUGUCGCGAAAAGUGCUACAUUCUACUAAACUAAACGACAGAUCACAAUGUCUGAGGAUCAUAUGGAAUAUCUAAUUGGAGAGGACGAUCAGAGUCCUAAUCAUCCUAAAAGACAAUAUGGAAGCUGUACGGAGCUUAAACAACGAAUCACAUACACUUGGAAGAACAUCGAUGUUUUCGGUGAAAUGCCAACCCAAACGUCCGUAUUUCGAAAUGCUUUAAACAAAAUGAAAGUCUGCGUUGGCCUGCGUGACAAAGCUCCAACUCCCCGGAAGCAUCUGAUCAAAAACAUUUCCGGUAUUGCUAAUUCUGGAGAAAUAUUAGCUGUAAUGGGGAGUUCGGGUGCCGGUAAAACAACAUUACUGAAUACGCUGGCAUUUCGCACUCCCGUCGGCAUUCAAUUAUCACAAACAGCGGAGCGUGCUUUUAAUGGAAUGGAAAUCGGAUUUGAAGAGCUCAGUGCUCAUUGCGCGUAUGUGGAACAGCAGGACCUUUUCAUUAGUUCGUUGACUGCACGAGAACAUUUAAUAUUUCAGGCAAUGCUGAGAAUGCCAAAGACUAUACCCUACCAUCAAAAAGUGAAGAAAGUGGAUGAGGUUCUCGCAGAAUUAUCGCUGGUCAAGUGUAAAAAUACGAAAAUCGGUAACCCGGGUCAAUCGAAAGGAUUGUCGGGAGGUGAAAAGAAAAGAUUAGCAUUCGCCAGCGAAUCACUCACCGAUCCAUCUCUGUUGUUUUGUGACGAACCAACAUCGGGACUGGAUUCGUUUAUGGCGCACAGCGUCUUACAAGUUCUCAAGCGUUUGGCAACGAAAGGAAAAACCAUUAUACUGACGAUUCAUCAGCCGUCUUCUGAACUGUUUGCACUGUUCGACAAACUUCUGUUAAUGGCAGAAGGACGUGUUGCUUUUUUGGGUACGCCAGGCGAAGCAUCAAACUUCUUUAGUCAAUUGAGUACACCAUGUCCGAGCAACUAUAAUCCGGCUGAUUUCUAUGUCCAACAACUGGCAGUUGUGCCUGGAAAUGAACAAGACAGCAGAGAAAAUAUUCGUAAAAUUUGCGACACCUUUGCUAGCAGUGAUUAUGCUAAGGAAUUACAUAAGGCAAUAAGCACUUGUAAUAAGGGCGACCAUAACGUUGUAGGCCAUUUUAAAAACCAAAUUUAUGAAUAUCGAGCCACUUGGUGGACACAGUUUUGUGCAAUAUUGUGGCGUUCGUGGCUUAACGUAUUGAAAGAACCGUUCCUGGUGCGAGUAAGGUUGCUGCAGACUGUGAUGGUCUCCUCGCUGAUUGGGUUGAUAUUUUUUGGACAGGAGUUAAAUCAAGAUGGUGUUAUGAACAUUAAUGGAGCGUUAUUUCUGUUCCUAACAAAUAUGACGUUCCAAAACCUCUUUGCGGUUAUUAAUGUUUUUUGCGCCGAAUUGCCCAUAUUUCUACGCGAGUCGAGAAGCCGUCUGUACAGUACAGACACAUAUUUCCUUGGAAAAACAUUGGCGGAAUUGCCCUUAUUCCUACUUGUACCCUUCAUAUUCACAUCAAUAGCGUAUCCCAUGAUCGGUCUACGUCCCACCUGGACAUCGUAUUUAUUAGCGUUGGCAUUGGUUACUUUAGUGGCGAAUGUUUCCACGUCUGCAGGAUACCUAAUCUCGUGCGCUAGCUCGUCAACAUCAAUGGCUCUAUCAGUGGGGCCACCCAUAAUAAUUCCGUUUUUACUGUUCGGAGGAUUUUUCUUAAAUUCAGGCUCAGUCCCCGAAUACUUUAAAUGGUUGUCCUACAUAUCGUGGUUUCGGUAUGGUAAUGAAGGCCUCUUAAUAAAUCAGUGGAAAGAUGUGGCCGAUGGUGAAAUUGCAUGCUUGAGAGCAAACACUACCUGCCCGAGAUCAGGUCGUGUCAUUUUGGAAACUUUAAAUUUUGAUGCAAACGAUUUUCAAUUCGACUUUUUGGGGCUGAUUUUGCUAAUUAUUGGAUUUAGGAUAUUCGCUUACCUUGCAUUAGUUAUUCGUGCGCGGAAUUAAGCAGCGAAAUUGUGUUUUUUAACGAAUUUUUAAUAAUCUUUUAUAUUUGAAAAUGGUAUGUUGUACACAGCAGUCAUUGUGCAAGAAGUAAAUGAAUAACGAUGUAUUAAUUCUGUAGACUUUCACUUUAUGCAAAAUGUUACCAUUAAAAAAAAAUU